AAUCAGUUGGAAAUGGAGAAAGAAGAACAUGAAGAAUGGGCAAAAGAAGAGGAAGAUAAUGAAAAAAAAUGGAGAGAGAGAAAGCAGAAAUGGAAAAGUGAAAAAGAGCAAGAAAACGAAAGUAAAGUACAAGAGAUCGUUGAAGAAAAAUAUAAGAACUGGAAAGAGGAUAGGCUAGACGGUCCAGGCCAUUGCUCCAUGCUGCCAGCCAGUUCCGACACUCCCGUGCUGUCGUUUUUUUGCCGGUCAAAUGAACACACGCAGAUGGAGAUAUGCACUUCUUCGACGUGCGUCAAAGCAGCUGCGAAUCUGAUGCUUACGAUCGACAGCACGAAAGACCCGUGUUCGAAUUUCUACGAAUAUGCGUGCGGAGGUUGGAAUCAGCAUUUCACCAUACCCGAUGACAUGUCUCGGUAUGGCACAUUCGCCGAUGUACGGGUGAAGGUACGACGGCAAAUGAAGGGUGAGUGCUUUUCAUCGACUCGACGCAACAUGCGUUAUGAGCUUUACAACUGA
Messenger RNA from Soboliphyme baturini, 516 nucleotides. Lineage: Eukaryota; Metazoa; Nematoda; Enoplea; Dioctophymatida; Soboliphymatidae. The record is from the annotation of a GenBank genome assembly.